Molecule: messenger RNA, 995 nt
Organism: Musa acuminata subsp. malaccensis (wild Malaysian banana)
Lineage: Eukaryota; Viridiplantae; Streptophyta; Magnoliopsida; Zingiberales; Musaceae
Source: RefSeq, a predicted model, not a curated record
GUGGACUUAAUCUCAACUUUGGACAAGGAGGAACCAUCAAAAUUAGGUGCUAUUGCACUGGUCACUUCACACGUAAGUCAAGCAGUCAUAGAAUCCACCUCAUCAAAAGAAACUAACAAUGGUAUAGAAGAGCAGGCUGCUACAAAGGCACAGGCAGCCUUCCAUGGUUAUCUGGCAUGCAGGGCCUUUCGUGCCCUGAAAGGUAUUAUCAGGUUGCAGGCGCUAAUUCAUGGGCAUCUGGUUAGAAGACAAGCUGUUGCAACUCUACAUGCUAUGGAGGGAAUUGUCAAGUUACAAGCAGUAGCCCAGGGAAGAAGUGUUAGAUGUACCUUUACUGGACUUAAAGUUGCUAAGAGUUCAGUCAAGCGAAGACUGUGGUUUCAGAAGAUUUUGUCCAAAGAAAUACAUGAUGGUGUGGAUGAUGAUACUGCAGAACUAGGCCAGCCAUCUUCUAGUCCAAGUGAAACAUCACAGAACAAUUUAAAGUCAAAGGUGCUAUUUAUCAGCAGUCACCCGUGGGGGAGCAUAGGAGCAGCAUUACGAGGCAGCGCACACAAGCAAUUAGGAGGAGGAGAGCCUUCAGAGGCCAUGUGAGACGGUGGUGCAGGUGGCGCCAACGCAAGCAGAAAGGCCGGCGGUGGAGCUCUUUGUUGCUGCUGCUGCUGCCUUCGGGUGGUAAUUAAGAUGGAUACGGCUUUGUCGGCACGAAGAGAACUUUCACAGGCGGACGAUCUGAGGGAUCGUUCGAACGAGGAGAGUAGUUGAAAUGUCAAGGCGAGGCAGUUUGGUGAUGGCAACGGUCGAGCGGCUCAGCCCCGUCCCAUUCAAUUGGCUAAUGCUCUGUCGCCGCCUGCUUUGUUCUUAAGUGCACCACGCUAGUGGAAGAAUGAGAAACUUGGCUUUCUUCUGCUGUGGUAGUAGGAGCAGUAGUUGGUGUCUGGAUUAUGUUUUGCUUACUACAUCUGUUACGGUGAGGAUGCCACCUCCUUUCUUUA